Messenger RNA from Lytechinus pictus (painted urchin), 1546 nucleotides. RefSeq lists its product as uncharacterized. Lineage: Eukaryota; Metazoa; Echinodermata; Echinoidea; Temnopleuroida; Toxopneustidae. Bases 227 to 1462 code for a protein of 411 amino acids. The transcript has a single exon. The record is from RefSeq and is a predicted model, not a curated record.
UAGACCCAUUUACCGACAACUCCGGAGCUCGUCUGGUCUAUGUCCCAUAAUCUUUGGGCAACCGAAGAUUCAUAAACCAGACACUCCACUCAGACCUAUUGUGUCUACUAGAGGAUCUCCCACGUACGCACUGGCUCAGCAUUUGACUUACAUCUUACAGCCUCUUGUUGGUCAGGGCGUGCAUCACGUGAGAAACUCUAAACAUUUCGUUGAGCAGAUCUGUCAGAUGAACGUCUCUAACAAUGACCUCCUCAUCAGCUUUGAUGUUGAGUCAUUGUUCACAAGUGUACCAGUUAAGGAUGCUUGCGCCAUCAUCCUUGAGAGAUUGAAAUUUGACAGAACUCUCCCUGACAGGACACAGUUGUCUCCUCUAGAGAUCCAUGACCUGCUUGAGAUGUGCCUCAAUUCCACCUCUUUCAGAUGGAGAGACACAUUCUACAGGCAAACGGAAGGGGCUGCCAUGGGGUCUCCCCUGUCCCCAGUGGUAGCCAACAUGUUCAUGGAACAUUUCGAGGAGACGGCUCUCCAGUCAGCAACCCACAAACCCAAAGUGUGGCUUAGAUAUGUGGACGACACUUUUGUGGUUUGGCAACACGGUGCUGAGGAAACUAGCAAUUUCUUACAGCACCUCAACUCUCAACACGAGUGUAUCAAGUUCACCAUGGAAAUGGAGAAUGAGGGGUCUAUCCCCUUUCUUGAUACAAAGAUUACGAGGACGGCACAGGGAUCCCUAUCCCAUCAGGUUUAUCGGAAACCUACUCACACUGAUCGGUACUUGAACUAUCGUUCAUUCCACCACCCAUCAGUGCUGAGAUCCAUCAACAAGACGUUAGUCAAACGAGCGCAUGAGGUUAGUGACCAGAUCCACCUGAGAGGUGAGCUUGAGCAUAUCAAACGUGUUUUGAAAUGUAACAACUACCCCUCACAUAAGAUCUGCACUGAGCUUCCCCCCUCGCGAAACCCUCGUGCAGGACAACCCAAGGCGAGAGUCGUUCUUCCAUAUCUGGGAGCAGCCUCUCACAAAAUUCAGAGGAUUUUGAGAGAAGCCGACAUUGAGGUUCGUCAUAGUUCCUCAAAUAAGCUUCAAUCUGCCCUCACUACACAUAAGGACAAGCGCAACUCCAAGGACCUCCCUGGAGUUUACCGAAUUCCUUGUGAAUGCGGUAAAGUUUACAUCGGAGAGACGGGUCGUUCCUUCAACACUCGGAUUAAGGAACACAAGGCCCAUGGUAGGAGAGACGAGAGGGAAAAAUCUGCAAUCAUCGAUCAUGCCCAUACGCAUGAUCACCGGAUUCUUUGGGAUGAGAGUAGACUAGUCACCCGUGUCCCCUACUGGUAUCAACGGAGAGUCAGAGAAGCGUUGGAGAUUGAGGAACAUAACACUGUUCCUCAAGACAGCGGCCUCCAACUCAGCAAUAUCUGGCUUACCGUUCUAGACAAAGAGGCUAAUUUGCCUAAUUAGCCUACCCGGACGUUCCACACACGUGUGAGCACUGCAGUGUAUGGGCGGAAGUGGUGACUUUUGUCAUUCAUGCUAAUCCUAGCG